Messenger RNA from Vitrella brassicaformis, 1333 nucleotides. The record is from the annotation of a GenBank genome assembly. NCBI's taxonomy places the organism in Eukaryota, Vitrellaceae.
CGCUGAGAGGCAUUCGACGUGUUGAUGCGCUGCGCAGCAUCGAUCUUCGUCGUCCUUGUGCUUUCUGUCCUCGCCUGUGGUCCCGGGUGUUGCAUGUCAGCUGUCCUUCGCGGCGCAGGCAAGAAGAUGCGCGAGGUGAUCAAGACGGCCAACGCCCCAGCGGCCAUGGGUCCCUACAGUCAGGCCAUCAAGGCCAACGGCAUGCUUUUCUUGGCGGGCCAGCUGGGCGUCAAACCUGACACGGCAGACUACGAAAGCACCACUGACGUCAAAGUGCAGGUGUGCAGCAGCGCCGCACAGCCACUCAGGCAGAUCAGAUCUGACGUUGAGUUGACGAGCGCAUUCCUUUGUGUGUGUGUACUGUAGGCCAAACAAGCGUUUGAGAACAUGAAGGUCCGUGCGCUGAGAUGCUGAGAGAGAGGAUGGCCUGGCCACAUGCAUUUAGUGCAGUGCAGUGCAUUGGCAAAGAAAGCAUCAUGAUGCGAUGCGUGCGUGUGGAACUCCCUCUCCCUGUCGUUGCUGUUGGUGUGCAGGCGGUGCUGGAGGCGGGUGGCUCAGAUCUGGAACACGUCGUCAAGACCACCGUCCUCCUCACGGUGAGGCAGGCAGCACGGCACAGCCAGGCUGAUAGCUCAGCCGACACACACACACACCCCUGCAUCCACCCAUCCAUCUUUGCAACGUGCAGGACAUGAAGGAUUUCGUGGCCUUGAAUGAGGUGUACUCGAGCUUCUUUCCGCCCGACAAGGCUCCCCCCGCCCGCACCUGCUAUGCCACCAAAGAGCUGCCAAAGAAGGCACUCGUCGAGGUCGAGGCCAUUGCAGUGCUCAAGGAGUGAACAGGAAGCUGCUCCACUGGGUUGGGUCAGGUCUUUUGAUUGCUGAAGCUGGACAGGCAGACAAGGUGCGCGUGUAAGUGUGAUGUAUGUCGUUGCCGGUGAUGAUGGGCGUUGCGGUUGGCUGCGGGACAUACGCAAAACGAGCCACCUCUCGACUUGCUGCUGUCUCUCUCCCAAGCGCGACGGCCACUACCAGCGGCAGGCAGCAUCCUGCGUGAUGAGUUGAUGUGGGAGACUGCUCGGAUGGAUGUUUGAUGCUCGUGUCUUGCCAUUGUGGGCGCCUUUUUUGGCCAGCGGGGCGGAUGACGCACAUGAGGCUUUCUGGGUUCGUCCUCAUCUGUGUGCCUGCCAGCUGUUGGGCUGUGUCAUUAUUGCGUCACUGACAGACUACACGCGUGUGUAUCUUAUGUUGAGAACCGUUUGACACACGGUGCGGUGCGUUCAGCCAUCCACGUCGAUUCAUGGACCAAUACGCUACGCUCUCACACACAUCAG